This is a messenger RNA of Colius striatus (speckled mousebird), 1137 nucleotides long. It is a transcript of the gene GPR25, whose product is annotated as G protein-coupled receptor 25. Bases 1 to 1137 code for a protein of 378 amino acids. NCBI's taxonomy places the organism in Eukaryota, Metazoa, Chordata, Aves, Coliiformes, Coliidae. The record is from RefSeq and is a predicted model, not a curated record. The transcript has a single exon. Gene Ontology annotation, molecular function: G protein-coupled receptor activity. Gene Ontology annotation, cellular component: membrane. Gene Ontology annotation, biological process: G protein-coupled receptor signaling pathway; immune response.
AUGGCUCCCGAGGAGCUCGGCGCCUCAGCCGACUACGACUACGCAGCUCUGCCCAACGGCACGGAUGGCCCACGGCUCAUCUCUGGCUGGGAGCUCACCUUCACCACUGUCUUCAUCCCCACCUUCUACUCCUUCAUCUUCCUCCUCGGCCUCUCGGGGAACAUCUUCGUCAUCGUGCUGCUGGCCAGGAGCAGCGGCGGCAGGAGGCUCGUGGACACCUUCGUGCUGAACCUGGCGGUGGCUGACGUCGUCUUCGUGCUGCUGCUGCCUUUGUGGGUGGUGGCGGGGGCCCGGGGGCAGCGCUGGCCGCUGGGCGAGGGGCUCUGCAAGCUCAGCAGCUACGUGGUGGCCGUCAACCGCUGCUCCAGCAUCUUCUUCCUCACCGCCCUCAGCGUGGAGCGCUACCUGGUCAUGAGGAAGGCGCUGGGCACCAAGACGGCGCCGUGGCGGCGGCACAUCGGCCUCACCUGCGGCACCAUCUGGGCGGCGUCGCUGCUGCUGGCAGCCCCGGCCCUGCUGUACCGGCGCCUGGACGGGGACGACUGUUGGGAUGAAGACGGAGAGGAUUUCAGCUUGGCUAUGGUCUUCCUCACUUUCCUCCUGCCUUUGGGGGUCAUCUCCUUCUGCUACUGCUCCGUCUCCUGCCGCCUGCAGCGUCACGUGCGCCUGGGCAGGGGCGUCCGCCGCUCCCACCGCGCCGUCGUCGCCAUCGUCGCGGCCUUCCUCUGCUCCUGGCUGCCCCUCAACGCCUGCAAGGUCCUGCUCUUCUUCCUGGCCAAGGGCACGUUGGUCCUGUCCCACGGCCAGGAGUCUGCCCUGAGGUGGCUGGUGGCCCUCAGCACCUGCCUGGCCUUCGUGAACUCCUGCGUCAACCCCGUGCUGUUCGCGCUCACGGCCGGGCGCUGCCGGGCCCGCUGCCCCCUGGCUCCCCGCGCCCCGGCCGCCGGCCCUGCCGCCGCUUCCUCACCCCUCACCGACUCCAGCCUCCUCCUCGGCGCUCGCAUCCGUACCAGCACCCUCCCCGGGCCCCGGCGCGGGUUCGGCACCGAGCUGCAGCCCGCAGCGGGGGUCCCACGGGCCCCCCCCGGGGUGAGUCCGUCCCGGCCCCCCCUGUCUGCAGCCGCUUCCCCCCAGUAA